Perca flavescens (yellow perch) is the source of this 2760-nucleotide messenger RNA. It is a transcript of the gene smad2, whose product is annotated as SMAD family member 2. Gene Ontology annotation, cellular component: heteromeric SMAD protein complex. The record is from RefSeq and is a predicted model, not a curated record. The transcript has 11 exons. Gene Ontology annotation, molecular function: I-SMAD binding; DNA-binding transcription factor activity, RNA polymerase II-specific; RNA polymerase II cis-regulatory region sequence-specific DNA binding. Gene Ontology annotation, biological process: activin receptor signaling pathway; SMAD protein signal transduction; transforming growth factor beta receptor signaling pathway. The coding region runs from base 440 to 1864 and encodes 474 amino acids. Lineage: Eukaryota; Metazoa; Chordata; Actinopteri; Perciformes; Percidae.
UUGAGCAUUGAAAGAGGGGGCCAUCAUCCCGGCGGCUCGGAGGUGAAAAAAUACAGUUUAAAGUCUCUCUGGAUGCAUUUAAAAUGAACAAGCAGGCUUUUCUGACAGGCACCUGAAUGCCCGUCCAGCGCCCUUUCAUUUCCUCGCUGGGUUCCUUUGGAUGUACUCCCUUGGCUCCCUACGUUUUGUGCUGUCCAUCUGAUGUUUCCCAAGACUCCUCAAGACCAAUGUCUUAGUUCUGACUAGACAUUCAUUAAAAAAAGUACUUUCAUGCAUUCAGUAUACAAAGCUUAAAAAAGAAAUCUCCAGCAGGAAUUCCAACAACCCAUCACCUGUAUCGCCCUCCUUCCCCUCUCCCUUUUUCUCUGACGUCAGAUUAAGAGGGGCACCGAAACCCACUUAAGACGCACAGGCGCACACAUAACGCGCACAGGCCAGCAUGUCCUCCAUCCUUCCCUUCACUCCCCCGGUAGUGAAGCGCCUCCUGGGAUGGAAGAAGACUCCGGCAGGGAGUGGGGGAGCCGGAGGAGGCAUCGGAGGAGUUGGGGAGCAGAAUGGAGGGGGGCAGGAGGACAAGUGGUGUGAAAAAGCUGUAAAGAGCUUGGUGAAGAAGCUGAAGAAGACUGGGCAGCUGGAUGAGCUAGAGAAAGCCAUCAGCACGCAGAACAGCAACACAAAGUGUGUGACCAUACCCAGUAAUUGCUCAGAUCUAUGGGGUCUAGGCUCAGGCCACACGAUAGAGCAGUGGGACUCUACAGGAAUGUACGGAUACCCUGACCACGGCAGGUCACUGGACGGGCGUCUUCAGGUGUCCCAUCGCAAGGGCCUGCCCCACGUCAUCUACUGCCGCCUGUGGAGAUGGCCGGACCUCCACAGCCACCAUGAGCUCAGGGCCAUCGACUCCUGCCAGUUCGCCUUCAACCUCAAAAAGGAUGAAGUGUGUGUCAAUCCCUACCAUUACCAGAGAGUGGAGACGCCGGUGCUGCCUCCGGUGUUGGUGCCACGCCACACAGAGAUCCUGACAGAGCUUCCUCCUCUAGACGACUUUACAAACUCCAUCCCCGAAAACACCAACUUCCCUGCCGGCAUAGAUCCUCCUAAUAACUAUAUACCAGAGACUCCUCCACCUGGCUACAUCAGUGAAGAUGGAGAAACCAGCGACCAGCAGAUGAAUCAAAGUAUGGAAUCAGGCUCACCAGCAGAAAUGUCACCCGGCACCCUAUCACCUGUCAGUCAUGCUCUGGACCUUCAGCCAGUCACCUACAGUGAACCAGCUUUCUGGUGCUCGAUAGCCUACUAUGAGUUAAACCAGCGGGUCGGAGAGACGUUCCACGCCUCGCAGCCAUCGCUGACAGUCGAUGGCUUCACCGACCCCUCCAACUCUGAACGCUUCUGUCUAGGGCUUCUCAGCAAUGUUAACAGGAACGCAACUGUUGAAAUGACAAGGAGACACAUAAGUCGCGGUGUAAGGUUGUAUUACAUCGGAGGGGAGGUGUUCGCCGAGUGCCUCAGUGACAGUGCCAUUUUUGUCCAGAGUCCCAACUGCAACCAGCGAUAUGGCUGGCACCCUGCCACAGUCUGCAAGAUACCGCCAGGCUGCAAUCUGAAGAUUUUUAACAACCAGGAGUUUGCUGCACUGCUGGCCCAGUCAGUCAAUCAGGGGUUUGAGGCAGUCUACCAACUAACCAGGAUGUGCACCAUCAGAAUGAGCUUCGUCAAGGGCUGGGGAGCGGAGUACAGACGUCAGACCGUAACCAGCACUCCCUGUUGGAUUGAGCUGCAUCUCAAUGGCCCCCUCCAGUGGUUGGAUAAGGUGCUGACCCAGAUGGGUUCACCAUCAGUGCGCUGCUCCAGCAUGUCCUAAACCAGGUCCUGCUGCUGCCUACGCAAAGUCAGUCUGACUUUUCACAACAUUUGUCCUUGCCUGUAUGUCCUAAGGAAGACCACCGUGCAGUCUUAAAUUGAUGCACCACCAACAUUAUCAUUUUAAGAAAGAGAAAAAAAUAAAAUAAAAAAUUAUACAAUGCACCUGGAGGACGGGAGAACGACAUCGCUGAUAAGACAAUAGUGGGAUGUUAACAAUGAUGUCACAGUGGGCCUGAUCAUCCUUUCUGGCUCCGUUGGAUUAAUGUUAGGAUGACAUUCCAGUAAUCAUGGAUCUAGUAAUUGAAAUCUUCCUGCAAUAUAUAAAAAUGUCGUAAUGGACCAGACUGCAUUCAUGUUUUUUGGUAUUUGACUGAGGCUCUGAUCCAGGAACUGCUUCGCUGUCCUGCUAAGUGACACGGCAGUGGCCGUUUCGGGGACACGCGUGUGACCUCCUAGCUACAGGGCUGUCUCUCUACAACCACUAGUCCACCUUACUGCUUCACUACCUACCGGCCGCGGCGCAACUUUGAUUCAGCGUCAGGAUUUUUUUUUUUUUUUUUACACAAGGUUGACCAGCAGUAGUACUGCCACUCACUGGCUCACGUUCAACCAAAGUCAGCUCCACGCCUGGACAUGAAUUCUUUCUUGGUUUUGAUGACCGAACUUCCAUUCCGUUUUCAUCUGAAAUUUCCACUCUUCUUCUAAAUCAGGCAUGUGCCGUUAUCUCAGACCUGCCGACGCUGCAGUGAUAGACUUCAGCUCUGAAAGGGGUGACCACUGGGGAGAGCAUGUUGAUGUCUAUAAUUAAUAUUCCAGACCCUGUCUUCACAUGGUCAAAUGCGCGCACACACACACACACACACACACACACACACACACACACACACAUAUACA